GGGGAAAUUGUCAGUCACAGGUUCUUGUACAAACGUUCUUCUCCCAGGGCCAUGCUGCUGAUGUGUUUGAGGCCUAUACUCAGCUUCUCACAGAGAUGGUACUGAGGCUGCCAUACCAAAUCAAAAAGAUCGCUGACACCAAUUCUCGAAUCCCACCUCCUGUCUUUGAUCAUUCGUGGUUUUACUUUCUCUCAGAGUACCUGAUGAUCCAGCAAACUCCAUUUGUGCGCCGGCAAGUCCGCAAACUUCUGCUCUUCAUCUGUGGGUCAAAGGAGAAAUACCGCCAGCUCCGGGAUUUGCACACCCUCGACUCCCAUGUGCGCGGGAUCAAGAAGCUGCUGGAGGAGCAGGGGAUCUUCCUCCGGGCAAGUGUGGUUACAGCCAGCUCUGGCUCCGCCCUGCAGUAUGACACGCUCAUCAGCCUGAUGGAGCAUCUGAAAGCCUGUGCAGAAAUUGCUGCCCAGCGAACCAUCAACUGGCAGAAAUUCUGCAUCAAAGAUGACUCUGUCCUGUACUUCCUCCUCCAAGUCAGCUUCCUGGUGGAUGAGGGGGUAUCUCCGGUGCUGCUGCAGCUGCUCUCCUGUGCCCUGUGUGGCAGCAAAGUCCUCGCUGCACUGGCGGCCUCAGCAGGGCCCUCCAGUGCUUCCUCCUCCUCAGCCCCCGUGGCCACCAGUUCUGGACAAGCCACAACACAGUCAAAGUCGUCCACGAAGAAGAGUAAGAAAGAAGAAAAGGAAAAGGAGAAAGAGGGUGAGAGCUCAGGCAGCCAGGAGGACCAGCUGUGCACAGCUCUGGUGAACCAGCUGAACAAAUUUGCAGAUAAGGAGACCUUGGUCCAGUUUCUGCGUUGCUUCCUCUUAGAGUCCAAUUCUUCCUCGGUGCGCUGGCAAGCCCACUGCCUGACACUGCAUAUCUACAGAAACUCUAGCAAAUCUCAACAGGAGCUCCUGCUAGAUCUGAUGUGGUCUAUAUGGCCAGAACUCCCAGCCUACGGUCGUAAGGCUGCCCAGUUUGUGGACCUACUCGGAUAUUUCUCCUUGAAAACCCCACAAACAGAGAAGAAGUUGAAAGAAUAUUCACAGAAGGCUGUGGAGAUUCUUCGUACUCAAAACCACAUUCUUACCAACCAUCCCAACUCCAACAUUUACAACACCUUGUCUGGCCUAGUGGAGUUUGAUGGCUAUUACCUGGAGAGUGAUCCCUGCCUGGUGUGUAAUAAUCCAGAAGUGCCAUUUUGUUAUAUCAAGCUGUCUUCCAUUAAAGUGGACACGAGGUACACCACCACCCAGCAGGUUGUGAAGCUCAUUGGCAGCCACACCAUCAGCAAAGUGACGGUGAAAAUUGGGGACCUGAAACGGACCAAGAUGGUGCGGACUAUCAACCUCUAUUACAACAACCGAACUGUGCAGGCCAUCGUGGAGCUGAAAAACAAGCCGGCUCGCUGGCACAAAGCCAAGAAGGUUCAGCUGACCCCCGGGCAGACAGAGGUGAAGAUCGACCUGCCUUUGCCAAUAGUGGCUUCCAACCUGAUGAUUGAGUUUGCAGACUUCUAUGAAAACUAUCAGGCCUCCACGGAGACCCUGCAGUGCCCACGCUGUAGUGCCUCGGUCCCUGCCAACCCAGGGGUCUGCGGCAACUGUGGAGAGAAUGUCUACCAGUGUCACAAAUGCAGAUCCAUCAACUAUGAUGAAAAGGACCCCUUCCUGUGCAAUGCCUGUGGCUUCUGUAAAUACGCUCGCUUCGACUUCAUGCUCUAUGCCAAGCCUUGCUGUGCGGUGGAUCCCAUUGAGAAUGAAGAAGACCGGAAGAAGGCUGUUUCCAACAUCAACACACUUCUGGACAAAGCUGAUCGAGUGUAUCACCAGCUGAUGGGACAUCGGCCACAGCUGGAGAACCUGCUCUGCAAAGUGAAUGAGGCAGCUCCUGAAAAGCCGCAGGAUGACUCGGGGACGGCUGGGGGCAUCAGUUCCACCUCAGCCAGCGUGAACCGGUACAUCCUGCAGUUGGCGCAGGAGUACUGUGGAGACUGCAAGAACUCUUUUGAUGAACUCUCCAAAAUCAUCCAGAAAGUUUUUGCUUCACGCAAAGAGUUGCUGGAAUAUGACCUGCAGCAGAGGGAAGCAGCCACCAAAUCAUCUCGGACCUCCGUGCAGCCCACCUUCACUGCCAGCCAGUACCGCGCCUUGUCCGUCCUGGGCUGUGGCCACACAUCCUCCACCAAGUGCUACGGCUGUGCCUCGGCCGUCACAGAGCACUGUAUCACCCUGCUCCGGGCCCUGGCCACCAACCCCGCCCUGAGGCACAUCCUUGUCUCCCAGGGCCUCAUCCGGGAGCUCUUUGAUUAUAAUCUUCGCAGAGGUUCUGCGGCCAUGCGGGAGGAGGUCCGCCAGCUCAUGUGCCUCCUGACCCGGGACAAUCCAGAGGCCACCCAGCAAAUGAACGACCUGAUUAUUGGCAAAGUCUCCACAGCCCUGAAGGGCCACUGGGCCAAUCCUGAUCUGGCGAGCGGCCUUCAGUAUGAAAUGCUGUUGCUGACAGACUCUAUCUCGAAGGAGGACAGCUGCUGGGAGCUCCGCUUACGCUGUGCGCUCAGCCUUUUCCUCAUGGCCGUGAACAUUAAGACCCCCGUGGUUGUUGAGAACAUUACCCUCAUGUGCCUGCGGAUCUUGCAGAAGCUGAUUAAACCACCUGCUCCCACCAGCAAGAAGAACAAGGAUGUUCCUGUCGAGGCCCUUACCACAGUUAAGCCAUACUGCAAUGAGAUCCAUGCCCAGGCUCAGCUCUGGCUCAAGAGAGACCCCAAGGCAUCCUAUGAAGCCUGGAAGAAGUGUCUUCCUAUCAGAGGGAUCGAUGGCAACGGGAAGUCCCCCAGCAAAUCAGAGCUCCGCCAUCUCUAUUUGACUGAGAAGUACGUGUGGCGGUGGAAGCAGUUCCUGAGUCGUCGGGGGAAGAGGACCUCCCCCUUGGAUCUCAAGCUGGGCCACAACAACUGGCUGCGGCAAGUGCUCUUUACUCCCGCGACGCAGGCUGCACGGCAGGCGGCCUGUACCAUCGUGGAAGCUCUGGCCACCAUUCCCAGCCGCAAGCAGCAGGUCCUCGACCUCCUCACCAGUUACCUGGACGAGUUGAGCAUAGCCGGGGAGUGUGCCGCCGAGUACCUGGCGCUCUACCAGAAGCUCAUCACUUCAGCUCACUGGAAAGUCUACCUGGCAGCUCGAGGAGUCCUGCCCUAUGUGGGCAACCUCAUCACCAAGGAAAUAGCCCGCUUGUUGGCCCUGGAGGAGGCCACCCUGAGCACUGAUCUGCAGCAGGGCUAUGCCCUCAAAAGUCUCACAGGUCUUCUUUCCUCCUUCGUGGAGGUGGAAUCCAUCAAAAGGCACUUUAAAAGUCGCUUGGUGGGUACUGUGCUGAAUGGAUACCUGUGCUUGCGGAAGCUGGUGGUGCAGAGGACCAAGCUGAUUGACGAGACCCAGGACAUGCUGCUGGAGAUGCUGGAGGACAUGACCACAGGUACAGAAUCGGAAACCAAGGCUUUCAUGGCCGUGUGCAUUGAGACAGCCAAGCGCUACAAUCUGGAUGACUACCGGACUCCUGUCUUCAUCUUUGAGAGGCUCUGCAGCAUCAUCUAUCCUGAGGAGAAUGAAGUCACUGAGUUCUUUGUGACCCUGGAGAAGGAUCCCCAACAAGAAGACUUCUUACAGGGCAGGAUGCCUGGGAACCCAUACAGCAGCAAUGAGCCAGGCAUUGGGCCACUCAUGAGGGAUAUAAAGAACAAGAUUUGCCAGGACUGUGACUUGGUGGCUCUCCUGGAGGAUGAUAGUGGAAUGGAGCUUCUAGUGAACAAUAAAAUCAUUAGUUUGGACCUUCCUGUGGCCGAGGUUUACAAGAAGGUCUGGUGUACCACGAAUGAGGGAGAGCCCAUGAGGAUUGUCUACCGGAUGCGGGGGCUGCUGGGCGACGCCACUGAGGAGUUUAUCGAGUCCCUGGACUCCACCACGGACGAGGAAGAAGAUGAAGAAGAAGUGUAUAAGAUGGCUGGUGUGAUGGCCCAGUGUGAGGGCCUGGAAUGCAUGCUUAACAGACUGGCAGGGAUCAAAGACUUCAAGCAGGGACGCCACCUUCUAACAGUGCUGCUGAAAUUAUUCAGUUACUGCGUGAAGGUGAAAGUCAACCGGCAACAGCUGGUCAAGCUGGAAAUGAACACUUUGAAUGUCAUGCUGGGGACUCUCAACCUGGCCCUGGUAGCUGAGCAAGAAAGCAAGGACAGUGGUGGUGCGGCUGUGGCCGAGCAGGUGCUUAGCAUUAUGGAGAUCAUUCUGGAUGAGUCCAAUGCUGAGCCCCUGAGUGAGGACAAGGGCAACCUCCUCCUGACGGGUGACAAAGAUCAACUCGUUAUGCUCUUGGACCAGAUCAACAGCACCUUCGUUCGCUCCAACCCCAGCGUGCUCCAGGGCCUGCUUCGCAUCAUCCCAUACCUUUCCUUCGGGGAGCUGGAGAAGAUGCAGAUCUUGGUGGAGCGGUUCAAACCAUACUGCAGCUUUGAUAAGUAUGAUGAAGAUCACAGUGGCGAUGAUAAAGUCUUCCUGGACUGCUUCUGUAAAAUCGCAGCCGGCAUCAAGAACAACAGCAAUGGGCAUCAGCUAAAGGAUCUGAUUCUCCAGAAGGGAAUCACCCAGAAUGCACUUGACUAUAUGAAAAAGCACAUUCCCAGUGCCAAGAACUUGGAUGCUGACAUCUGGAAAAAGUUUUUAUCUCGCCCAGCCCUGCCGUUUAUCUUGAGACUUCUUCGGGGGCUGGCCAUCCAGCACCCUGCCACCCAGGUUCUGAUCGGAACCGACUCCAUCACAAACCUGCAUAAACUGGAGCAGGUGUCCAGCGAUGAGGGCAUUGGGACCCUGGCAGAGAACCUGCUGGAGGCGCUGCGGGAACACCCUGACGUAAACAAGAAGAUAGACGCGGCCCGCAGGGAGACCCGGGCCGAGAAGAAGCGCAUGGCCAUGGCCAUGAGGCAGAAGGCUCUGGGCACGCUGGGCAUGACGACCAAUGAGAAGGGCCAGGUCGUGACCAAGACGGCGCUCCUGAAGCAGAUGGAGGAGCUGAUCGAGGAGCCGGGCCUCACGUGCUGCAUCUGCAGGGAGGGGUACAAGUUCCAGCCCACCAAGGUCCUGGGCAUUUAUACCUUCACCAAGCGGGUAGCCUUAGAGGAGAUGGAGAACAAGCCCCGGAAACAGCAGGGCUACAGCACCGUGUCCCACUUCAACAUCGUGCACUACGAUUGCCACCUGGCUGCCGUCAGGCUGGCUCGAGGCCGGGAAGAGUGGGAAAGUGCCGCCCUUCAGAACGCCAACACUAAGUGCAACGGGCUCCUUCCCGUCUGGGGGCCCCAUGUCCCUGAGUCAGCUUUUGCCACCUGUCUGGCAAGGCACAAUACUUACCUCCAGGAGUGCACGGGCCAGCGGGAGCCCACGUACCAGCUCAACAUCCACGACAUCAAGCUGCUGUUCCUGCGCUUCGCCAUGGAGCAGUCCUUCAGCGCGGACACUGGAGGAGGCGGCCGGGAGAGCAACAUCCACCUGAUCCCGUACAUCAUCCACACCGUGCUUUACGUCCUGAACACAACCCGAGCAACUUCCCGAGAGGAGAAGAACCUCCAGGGCUUUCUGGAGCAGCCCAAGGAGAAGUGGGUGGAGAGUGCCUUUGAAGUGGACGGGCCCCACUAUUUCACUGUCUUAGCCCUCCACGUCCUGCCCCCCGAGAAGUGGCGAGCCAUACGCGUGGAAAUCCUGCGGCGGCUGCUGGUGACCUCUCAGGCCCGGGCAGUGGCCCCAGGGGGAGCCACCAGGCUGACAGACAAGGCGGUGAAGGACUACUCUGCUUAUCGCUCUUCCCUUCUCUUUUGGGCCCUCGUUGACCUCAUUUAUAACAUGUUUAAGGUGCCGACCAGCAACACGGAGGGUGGCUGGUCCUGCUCUCUCGCGGAGUACAUCCGCCACAACGACAUGCCCAUCCACGAAGCUGCCGACAAGGCCCUGAAGGCCUUCCAGGAGGAGUUCAUGCCAGUGGAGACCUUCUCAGAGUUCCUCGACGCCGCUGGUCUCUUAUCAGAAAUCACUGAUCCGGAGAGCUUCCUGAAGGACCUGUUGAACUCAGUCCCCUGAGCACCACACAGAAAUGGCGGGCGACGGAGACGGAAGCCAGCCUGCCUCUGUGUUCUCCCCUCCUGUGUGUGAUUUCCACCGCAGGUUGCUGCAUCAUUGCUCCUCCCUCCUCCCUCCCUCCCUUUUCCUGGAGUGGCUUGGGGAUUUUAGGCUUCCUGUUUUAUCUUGUGUGUGUGGUGCACUAGCCAUGAAGUUGUCUGUAACCCAAGCCGUCGAAGGACCUGUACAUACCUAGGAGCCACGAGUUGUCCUGGCCAACUGAAUACUUGAGUGUGCACAUCUUGAGAAAUAAACAAAUGACUUAAUACACAUUGAAAAGGAAGGUGUUGCCUGU
Physeter macrocephalus (sperm whale) is the source of this 6492-nucleotide messenger RNA. RefSeq names its product E3 ubiquitin-protein ligase UBR4-like. Gene Ontology annotation, biological process: ubiquitin-dependent protein catabolic process. Gene Ontology annotation, cellular component: centrosome; membrane; nucleoplasm. Lineage: Eukaryota; Metazoa; Chordata; Mammalia; Artiodactyla; Physeteridae. The transcript is spliced from 42 exons. Bases 96 to 6158 code for a protein of 2020 amino acids. The record is from RefSeq and is a predicted model, not a curated record. Gene Ontology annotation, molecular function: ubiquitin-protein transferase activity.